This is a messenger RNA of Hypanus sabinus (Atlantic stingray), 2687 nucleotides long. RefSeq names its product caspase-3-like. The transcript is spliced from 7 exons. The record is from RefSeq and is a predicted model, not a curated record. Gene Ontology annotation, biological process: keratinocyte differentiation; neuron differentiation; erythrocyte differentiation. NCBI's taxonomy places the organism in Eukaryota, Metazoa, Chordata, Chondrichthyes, Myliobatiformes, Dasyatidae. The coding region runs from base 116 to 979 and encodes 287 amino acids. Gene Ontology annotation, cellular component: cytoplasm.
UCCCUCUCUGUGGGGCCGGUGACGUGCUCACAAAGCGCACACGUCAGCAGCGGCCAGCGCCGGGGCUUCGCUUCAGUCGGCUGCGAACGCUGGGUGCCGCGGUCUCUGAGAAGCAAUGGCUGAUGAACAAGCGAUUUCUGAAGGUGAUGUUCCAGAUGCAAAGUCCAUCACAAUCAGUGAAGGAAGCCAAAAACAGCUUGCCAAUCAAUUGGAUAGAGAAUUCGCUGAUCCAUGUAUGAAAUAUAAUAUGAACUAUCAACAUAUUGGCACAUGCAUCAUUUUUAACAAUAAGAAUUUCCACCCAUCAACAGGCAUGAGUAUACGCAAUGGUACAGACAAAGAUGCCAGUAAUUUGAUGAAGACAUUCAAAAACUUGGGUUUUCACACUGAAAUUCUUAAUGAUCAAACAUGUCAGCAGAUGUUUCAAAAACUAAGCAAUGUUGCCAAGAGUGAUCACAGCCAAAUGGCAGCUUUUAUCUGUGUUUUCCUCAGUCAUGGAGAAGAAGGAUUGCUGUAUGGAACAGAUGGCCUUGAAGAAAUUAAGACUUUCACAAGUAUUUUUAGAGGAGAUCUAUGCCGAUCUCUAAUUGGCAAGCCAAAGUUGUUUUUCAUACAGGCCUGUCGAGGAAAUGAAUUUGAUGCUGGUGUUGAAACAGAUGGAAUUGAAACUGACAGCAAAGGAGAACCGGCUACAUCCCUGCAAAAAAUACCUAUAGAGGCAGACUUCCUUUACGCUUACUCCACAGCACCAGGUUAUUACUCUUGGCGAAAUACAGCUAAUGGUUCUUGGUUUAUUCAGGCAUUAUGCCAUGUACUGGAUAGCUAUGGGAAGAAGCUGGAACUCAUGCAACUGCUCACCAGAGUCAACCACAAAGUGGCACUAGAAUUUGAAUCUAAUACUGAUGCAAACUACUCCAGUGCAAAAAAACAAAUCCCUUGCAUUAUUUCCAUGCUAACAAAGGAAUUUUAUUUUCCUUAAGACAGCUGUGGAAAUGUAUGAAAAUUGCUGAAACUCUAUGCAGAAUUAUUACAAAGAUAAUUUUCUUACACUUUAUAAUUCACCAGUCAGUAGAGAAAUAAAGAUUUCAAUCAAGGUAGUUAUUUAUAUUGUUUUGUACCAGUUACUUUGUUUCUGAAAUCUCAAUCUAUUAAAUGGUUAAAGACGAUCUCCUUCUGACAAUUUUGAAAGUUAUCUGUGGGUUUCAUUAACAACAAAGUGCUAGGUUUUAAGGACAUCUUUUUAAAUUUUAAAUGGACUUCAUUACAAAUUUAAUGGAGAAGUUGCCUUUGAUAAAAUUAUGGUUUGAUGAACAUGUGUAAGAAGAUCAUUAUAUUUGCUGUUUUUCAUAACUGUUUAAGCAGCUAGACGGUUUAUUUUCACCUCAAAGUUGGCAUUUAAAGCUGUGGUCAACAGAAAUGAAUACACAAAUCCAGAUGGUCUUCUGUUGCUAUUUUGUGCAAUUUUGAUUGGAGAGACACAGCUAAAUUGUACUGAGCUAGUUUGAUCAUUUGUAAUUUGGUGUUUUAUAUUUUGUGUUUUUAUGUUUUGUUUUGUCCUGUUUGCACAACUCUUUUUUUCUUAUUGUGAUUUACUUUGCACGGGUUCCAUGGUUUUCUUUCUUUGUUUUGAGGCUAUCUGUGGGAAGACAAAUCUCAGGGUUGUAUAUUGCAUAUAUACUUUGAAUCUUUCAGCAUGCAGAAAUAAUGCUAAAAUGUUAAAUUGUUUAAAGACUCAAUUUCAAGAUGUUAAAGGCCCAAACUUGACCCUAGUUCCCAAUAAAUUUAAUGGCAUUAUUCAAAUUAAUCUACAGAAUUCCCCAGAUACCUUGGCUAAUAUUUAUUCAUGGACCAAAUUUGAUCUUCAUUAGUAUCAGUAAAGUAAUUGAUCAUUUAUUGUAAGCCAUUUGCAGGAUUGGCUGCCAUGAUUAAAUACAUUAUGGCUGCAUGUAAUUUUAUUGGGCUGUGAAGUAUUGUGAUAUCCUUGGGUAAUACAUACUGCUAAAUAAUUGAAGCUUGAAUAUUUGAGUAGAGACCUACUAACUAAUUGUUCAGCAAUUGCAUACCCAAUUUCUCAAGAAUUUUUUUUUGUUAUCCCCCUUAAAAAUUGGUGAUGGGGGGGAAGGAUUCUGACCAUAUUAUCCUGAAGUACUAAAAUAUGCAACUCUUGCUCUAUGUGCAAUUCUUAUAAAAUAAAGUCAGAUGGCAACCCAAAUCAAUUAUACAAAUCUGUAUCUUUCACAGUGUAAUUAGGCAGUGCUAGUGUCUGAUUAGCAAUACUGAAAUAGGUAAGGUACAAUUUGAAAACCUUUUUCAGUAGUUUCUCACCCAGAAUUAAUUGUUGUCCCCUACUAAAUGAUGAGUACAAACAGCCAGCAUGUGAUGAUUUGUUGAUUUGAUGUUCUGUACCUUUUUCUCCUUUUUAUCCUCUGGAGAGAAUGGGAAGCGUAGUCAUUGGCUUUGGUUCAGUGCCUUCCCGUGAUGAUAACGGAUAUAAUAUACUAGUACUUCAGCUAUAGGUACUGCAAUUAGUGCAUGGCUAUCAAAAGUUGCUUAAUGAAUACAAAUUGUAUGUCUUUAAAAUUUCAAGCAUAGCCAUUGUUUACUGGAAGUAUACUAUUUGUUAAUUUAACACUGAUUAGAUUUCAAAGUUCUUGGUAAUUUUUGAAUAAAAACUCAUUGAUGACAAA